Molecule: messenger RNA, 897 nt
Organism: Sycon ciliatum
Lineage: Eukaryota; Metazoa; Porifera; Calcarea; Leucosolenida; Sycettidae
Exons: 4
Molecular function (GO): protein binding
Source: RefSeq, a predicted model, not a curated record
AUACAGUCAACAGCACACAGAGUGGCGGCAAGCAAGAGCAACCUGUGCAAGUACCCAGAGUCAACAACAUCACCAUAGCAACCAUCACAGGUCUGACGAAGGGGACGGAAUAUGAAUUCCGAGUGAAAGGAUCCAACGGCCCUUACCAGACACCUCUGUCAAGUCCACUUCGGGUGAUGACUAAUAGCUCAGUCCCAGGUAACUACAGCUCGCUGAGCAUUGCUGCCAUCGGACAUAACUUUCUUCUUCUGGAGCUAGGUAGCAUUGAUGAUGGCGGCUCACCACUAACAAAGCUCAUUCUGCACCGCCGAACAUCUAGAUUUGGUGUUGAGAGUGGUGAAUGGUUAUUGCACUCCACCAUCCUAUCUCCUGGUGAAGCCAGCCACGUCAUGGUUAGUGACCUGAGGGAGAACGCAACGUACCGCUUCCGUCUUAAUGUGCACAACCAGAACGGUAAAGGCAGACCGGCAAGCUUCACUGACCUCAUCACAACACUGGUACAGGAAGAUGUCAGUGACGUUGCCAAUGUCUCCUUUACCAAAGUCAGCCCGUUCUCGUUUCACGUGCACUGGCCGUCAGCCGAGUGCCCCACUAGACGCUCGCCAGUGGACGAGCGUUUCCGCACGAUGCGGAGCGAGUAUGGCGUGUGUACCCAUGACGAUGUGCUGAAUGCGGUCCGGCCGGUGCUGGGCUACGCUGUACAGUACAGACUCAAAGGUUCGUCAAAGUGGCUAGUGUCAGCCGCAGACCCCGCCGUUCUAACGAGUGCUGGCAGCAGUCUUGAUCACAUGAUCGGUCAGCUGCUAGAGGACACAGAGUAUGAAGUGAGAGUGCUGGCACGGGAUAUCUAUGGACCCAGUCCAGGCAUGGAGGUAUUCACUGUCAGGACACACAAGG